UUUCAACUCGAUAUUGGAUAAUUAACCGUACACCCAUAUCCAAGAUUACCUUCUAUCCAAUAUUUGAUGUCCUCCAAGGCUGGUAAAGAAACCAAGUAAGUACUCGCAGCACCAUAACAAAAAUCUCUUCCUCUUCUAAAUCAUCCUCCGCGUCUUCGUUUGCUCAGCCAUUUCCGCCUUCCAAUCUCCUCCAUCAGAACCGCAAGCCUUCAACCAUGGAAGAGGUCUGGAAAGACAUCAAUCUUGCUUCUCUUCAUGAUCACUCUUCCGGCGAUCAAGACAUCGCUGUCGCUCCCACUCGCCAUAAUCAGCAUCGCAACCCUAACUUUAUUCUUCAAGACUUCUUUGCUAGACCCUUUAGCAAAGAUCCACAAACGAGAAGAGUGUCUGCUCAUGCUCAAGGAGAUCCUGCUCUAUAUGGCUCUCCUGUGCCACCGCCUGCUACUGUUCUCAGCUUAAACACAGGUCCUGGGUUCGAUUUUCUUGACAACUCUGAUUAUCCACUUAGGCCUACCUCGCAUUUGCCCAGCCAUCCUGUUUCCUCUUUUAAUAGUCCUUUCGAGGCUUUGGAUUCAUCUUCUUUUAGCAAAAAAAGAGUUCAAGAAUCUGAUAACAGUUCCUGCGAUCGCCGGCAUAAGCGUAUGAUCAAGAACCGAGAAUCAGCAGCUCGAUCGAGAGCUAGAAAACAGGCUUAUACAAAUGAGCUAGAGCUCGCAAUAGAACAUCUAAUGGAAGAAAAUGCGAGGCUCAAGAGACAGCAAGAGGAGUUACUAUUAGCUGCUUCCACUCAGCAUCCCAAAAAGCACACUCUCCAUCGAACGUCAACGGCUCCAUUUUGAGUAGUGUUAGUGCUUUGGUUUUACCCAAUCCGUGUCUCUUACCUAUCACAGUUGAGUUUCCUUCCUUUUGGGGUGUGAGAGAGAGAGAGACAGAGAGAGAAUGCGUAUGGAUUGUUGUUUAUGAAUGUUUUUGUGAUGAAAGGGAUGGAUGUAAGCAAAGCAAGUGUAGCAAAGUGAGUAAAGUUUCCUAAUUCAAAGGAGUGUUUGCAAAAACAUCCUUAACAGUCAGGAGCAUGUGGUGGGUCUUUGGUUUCCCUUUAGUAUCUAUCUCUAUCUUCCUUUGUACGAAUCAUGAUAAUUGCAAAGAUAAAAAGGAAUCGAGUUCUUCUUUUUGGAGGGCAAAUUAUGUAUAAGGAGGAGAAAUGCACAGUGAAAGUAAAGAUAAGACAUUUGGUUCCUUA
Molecule: messenger RNA, 1240 nt
Organism: Manihot esculenta (cassava)
Lineage: Eukaryota; Viridiplantae; Streptophyta; Magnoliopsida; Malpighiales; Euphorbiaceae
Product: protein FD
Exons: 3
Coding region: 216-839 (207 amino acids)
Biological process (GO): positive regulation of DNA-templated transcription
Cellular component (GO): nucleus
Molecular function (GO): DNA-binding transcription factor activity
Source: RefSeq, a predicted model, not a curated record